UCUGGCUAUUUUCAGAACCUGACCUACUUCCAGAAAAAGCAAAUGCUCAUUUCAAGUAUUCCAUCAACCUUCAAGAUAUCGUGUGAAGCGAUCUGUGCAAUGCAACCUGUGGAAAUGUUGAUUAUUUUAAUGAGCAUGCCUGGUGAAACAACAAGAAGGCUGGAUAUCAGGACGACAUGGGCGUCUCUGCUCUACGGUGGGUCCUGGCAUCAAAAUAAAAUCGUCAGAAUGGCAUUUUUCUUUGGCGGAGCUGGUCUAAGGACUGAGGAAGUUGAAACUUUGAAGCAAGAGUCUAACCUAUACGGGGAUAUUGUAGUGGCAGAUUUUCAGGAAUCAUAUAAAAAUCUUUCACUCAAACUGGCUACAUCUCUUACAUGGACUGUUCAACAUUGUCCUCACGCCAAGUACGUUGCUAAAAUUGACACAGAUAUUUUUGCCCAUGUUCCGAUGCUUCUUCAGUUUGUCAGAAAAAUUUCUCAAAAUCAUACACAUUUUGUCGUAGGGCGCCAACACAGCCACACAAAACCAUUCGUGGUGCGAAUAGGGAGGUGGGCAGUCUCACGAGACGUUUACCCGCUGGACAUCUUUCCAAAAUACGUCUACGGUGCUUCAUAUGUCGUCUCUUUCCCCGCAGUCCAGCUGAUGGUCAAGAGGUUCCCGUAUGUGGCCAUUGUUCCCAACGAAGAUGCUUUUAUUACGGGCAUCAUGGCCAAGAUGUUGAAUAUUACCAGGCUCUCUAGUGAUGUUUUCACCUCUUUGAGUACAAAGUAUACUGCCUGUGAUUUCACGUAUAGAAACUUUGUCACAGCGAUGUGUAAACCUGAGUUCCUGCAACACGUUUGGCAAUCAAUGAGUUCU
Lymnaea stagnalis (great pond snail) is the source of this 858-nucleotide messenger RNA. Lineage: Eukaryota; Metazoa; Mollusca; Gastropoda; Lymnaeidae. The record is from the annotation of a GenBank genome assembly.